Molecule: messenger RNA, 918 nt
Organism: Trichomycterus rosablanca
Lineage: Eukaryota; Metazoa; Chordata; Actinopteri; Siluriformes; Trichomycteridae
Gene: nkx2.5
Product: NK2 homeobox 5
Exons: 2
Coding region: 1-918 (305 amino acids)
Biological process (GO): regulation of transcription by RNA polymerase II; cell differentiation
Cellular component (GO): nucleus
Molecular function (GO): DNA-binding transcription factor activity, RNA polymerase II-specific; RNA polymerase II cis-regulatory region sequence-specific DNA binding
Source: RefSeq, a predicted model, not a curated record
AUGUUUUCUAACCAACUGUCCUCCACUCCUUUCUCAGUCCGGGAUAUUUUAAAUCUGGAACAGAAUCAUGAAGACAUGGUGUCGUUAGAAAUGUCGCUCCCCACCUCAUCCUGCAUGAUGUUUAAAUCUGAACCGUUUGCAGACGUGGUUAACGUAGGCGCACUGUUUUCUCCUGAGGACGAACAGGACGCUAAAGCCGACAGGAGCGCAAAUUCAGACUUUAGUCCUGGUUUUUAUGGAAAGAGUUUCUUAGAGAUGGAUCUAGCCAAAGACGUGAAGCACGAAACGUUGGACACCAAAGAGAGGAAAGGUAAGGUGCGUUGCCAGGAGGAGCGUCAGAAGCCGGAUGAAGCGGACCGGCCGGGGCAGAAGAAGCGCAGGAAGCCGCGGGUACUCUUCUCUCAGGCGCAGGUGUACGAGCUGGAGAGACGCUUCAAGCAGCAAAAGUACCUAUCUGCACCCGAGAGGGAUCACCUGGCCCAUGUACUCAAACUAACCCCCACCCAGGUGAAGAUCUGGUUUCAGAACCGGCGUUAUAAAUGCAAGCGCCAGCGCCAAGACCAGACGCUGGAAAUGGUGGGCGCGGGUCCGCCGAGGCGCGUGUCCGUGCCCGUGCUGGUGCGCGACGGCAAGCGCUGUUUGGGAGACGCUGCGUCCGCCUAUAACUACAACAUGGGCAUGAACCACUUUUCCUAUAACACCUACCCCGCUUUCAGCAACGUUAACUUCCCCAGUGCGGCUACAGGGAACACGAACUACACCUGUAACUACACGGCGAGUGCUAGUGUGCCUGCAGUCCAGCCCUCACCGUCUAACGGGAAUUAUGUGAAUUUUGGAGUGGGGGAUCUGAGUACCGUACAGGCGCCCUUUCAAACCAGCGGUGGAGUUUCAUCGUUACAUGGUAUCAGGGCCUGGUGA